AUGUCAUCGAUACCAUCUCCUGAUAUUCAUAGUGAUGAAAAUGAAACAACAGUUGAAUCUACAAAACAAAAACGUUUACCAAGAAGUGCUAAAAAACGUUUACGUUAUGAACGUCUACGAGAACAACGUAAAUUAACUGGUAAAAAGAAAAAAAAGCGUACACCUUCUAAUCCCAUUGCAUCAAUAGUAAUCCCUUCCGAUUCGUCUGAAAUCUUAACUGAUCAACUCGUAUCAGUGACUGGAAAAACUUUUAAACGUGCUGCCAAUGAUCGUCUAGCAGAAAUUAAUCGAGAUUCAGAAGCACCGAUGAUUUGCAUUGAUUGUGCAUAUAAUGAAUCAAUGUCGAGUAAAGAAAUUGCUAGUCUUGCUCGACAAAUUGGACGAUGUUAUAGUUCAAAUCGUCGAGCUACAAAACCUGUACGACUUAUUCUAACCAAUUGGUCAAAUGAUAGUUUAUUAGCACAAGAAUGUCGUCGUGUUAAUAAUGGUUUUGAUAAUUAUCAAAUUAUUCUCGAUGAUAAACCUAUUUAUGAAACAUAUCCAUCUGAACGUUUAAUUUAUUUAAGUCCAAAUGGUGAUAAAAUUUUAACAGAAGUUAAUGAACAAACUAUACAUGUUAUUGGUGGUCUUGUAGAUGAAAGUGUUAGAAAAAAUAUGACAUAUCAAUCAUGUCAAGAUAAAAAUAUUACUUGUUGCAAAUUACCGAUUGAAACUUAUAUGGAACAUUCAGUUACCGGUGGUACAUUCAAUCAAAUUCUUUCGAUUAAUCAAGUAUUUGAUAUUUUGGUUACAUAUAUGACGACUAAUGAUUGGGGUCAAACAUUGAAAAAAAAUAUUCCCGAACGUAAAGGUUGGGUGAUAAAAAAUACCGAAGAUUCAGAUAAUAAGAAUAAAAUCGAAACUGUUUAA
Messenger RNA from Adineta steineri, 909 nucleotides. The record is from the annotation of a GenBank genome assembly. NCBI's taxonomy places the organism in Eukaryota, Metazoa, Rotifera, Eurotatoria, Adinetida, Adinetidae.